This is a messenger RNA of Bemisia tabaci, 6362 nucleotides long. Its product is annotated as galectin-8. NCBI's taxonomy places the organism in Eukaryota, Metazoa, Arthropoda, Insecta, Hemiptera, Aleyrodidae. Gene Ontology annotation, molecular function: carbohydrate binding; galactoside binding. The record is from RefSeq and is a predicted model, not a curated record.
AUUUACAUUGUUCUUAUCAAUCUAGCUAGCUUCCGUUUGUCCUGUUUUUAUCAGGAAAAUUCAGUUUCAUUGCCUUGCUUUAAUUCAUCACAUUGAAUCCUUUAAGAUGAAUUGGCUAAUGUAUAGAGGGUGUCGGAAAUUCAUCUAAGGCCAAGAGUCCGUUAGUCGCACGUCAUAAAAGUUAUCACGACUCCUGUCUAAUGUGUUUAAGAUUCUGCCUCAUGGAUUCUUGCUCCAGCAGAGAUUCCAGCGUGAAGGACCUAGAGAUUGCCCAAGAACUGAUAGAAAAUGAAGAAAAUGGAAAUGAUUCCACGGAUGCUGCCAUACGUGCCAAGAAUGAUCUAUUGUGGAGCAUAUCUAAUCCUGAUCUCCCGUUUGCUCGACUGAUGUCUGCUCAGACAAAUUUUUCGGUCCUCUAUGAAGGGCAAGUUUUGCAGCCAUCUACUGGCUUCACAAUCAAUUUUAGUUGUUACUCGUCGUGCAAAAAUGUACCCAAUAUCAUCCUCCACCUUAACCCAAGAUGUGGUCAAAAUUAUGUUGCACGCAAUACCAGAAUUGAUGGAAGUUGGGGAGAAGAGGAAUCUGUCUCUGGCCGGCGUUUCCCUUUUCAACCAGGAGGCACCUUUUUCCUGGAAGUAUUCUUUGCAGAUAAAGAAUUUCUUAUCGCAGUCAAUGGUUUCCAUUUCUGUUCAUACCGCUAUCGAGAGCCUAUUUCACGCAUCAAAUGGAUGGAAAUUUUCGGUGGAGUUAAAAUGAGUCGUAUUGAAACUGUCCGCUCUAAAAGUUAUCCCUACAUCGCUCCUGCAAAUUAUCUUCUAAAAAUUUUCAAAUUGACUCCAGUCUCCACAGUUGACCUCAAUUUGAAUGAUCAGAAAAAUUUGGAGCCACCUAUCAUGGCAGAACUGACCGAGAGUUUUCGACCUGGCUACACCUUAAGAAUAUCUGGGAAAGUAAAAUUAUUACCUCAUGGGUUCAGUAUAAAUUUCCAGAAUGGGAAAUCAUAUUGGCCUCGUCCUCUUAUAAAUCUUCAUAUCAAUGCCCGAUUCAACUAUUCUGAGAAAAUGGAGCAUGCCGUUGUUCUCAACUCAUGGCUUCACGAAACAUGGGGUCAAGAACAAAUUCCUGGUUUCUGCCCAUUCUCCCCCGGUGAAAAAUUCAUUCUCAACAUAUUUUGUGCCAAGGACGCCUUUGAGAUAAUUGUGAAUAAUGAUUUAUUAGCUGUAUAUAAGUAUCGGGCUGUUUUAGGCUUAAUUGACACGAUUUACAUAUCAGGCGAUAUCAUGAUAGAUGAAAUCCGCUCUUCGUUAGAAAUACCGCAGCCAAACAUCCCAACUAUAUCAUGAUGAUGAAUUGCGAUUAUUUUAUUACAUGCUUAGGGAGAGUAAUUUUCAUUCGUUGUUCAUGAAGGAGUGCAAUAAGUUUUCUCUCGAAGAAAAUCAAAUUUUUUUAGUCCUCUUUGUUUGUUUGUUUAUUUGUUUGUUAGUUUCAUUUUAAUUAAUUUUGUUUUAUUUAAUUCUAAUUCAAAGUUCUCCUGUGUUCAAAUUACAUCCCUGUCUUGUCAACUUGUUUUUACAUAUUGAGAUCAAAGUGGUCUUUAAGUGGGCCUGAAGCUAAAAUGUUUCAAGGCUCUUGCUAUUUUCUUUCAGUUCUCAGCCACUUGUCAUCAUCGUUAAUCUUACAUUUUCAUUUAGACGAUUCAUAAACUGCUUUAAUAUAAAAAAGAAUUCUCCAUUCAAUGUGAAUUCCUUUCACCCAAGGAUUUUUUUGCUCGAGAAUUUGCAAUUACCUGGGUUUUUUGUUCGAUUUUUGUAUCUCUAUUAAUGAAGGCUUGCAUCAAUCAUGAGCAUAUUUUUUUUAUCUUUACACGUACCUGUUUACUUACACCUUCGAAGUUCUCAGGUCAAUUUGUAACAGAAAUUCCUCACCGAAAAUUUUUCAAGGGUCAUCUUUUAUAAAAAUAACCAAUCUCUUCUCUCAGAAACUAGAAUCAAUUUCUACGGCAUUUCACAAGAGAAAUAUAGAUUUCAGUAGAUCGUUUAAGUCCUUUUCUUUUUCAAAUUUUUGAUGAAAUAAGUAUAUUUUUCUAAAGAGCAUGCAUUUUCCUUAUUUUCAGAUAAAUAUCCAUCACAUCCUAGUAAUUUGCUUGACUUUUCCGUUCUAUUUCUUGCCUGUUCUUUCAUUUGAAUGCGUAAGUAAAAAAAAAGAUGAUGGUGAUCUUGUCUAGUACAUCUGCUAGUGCAUGGUAUUAAAUGUUGAAAAGAAUAAAAUUUAGUGAGUGAGAAAGGAAUAAUAGCUUCGGAAAGUGCAAAUGUUUUAGCCAUGUCAUAGAAAAAAAAAAGAAGGUGUUUGCAUCCUGAGAAUUGUGUACCCUGUGACGUAGGUUGACCCGGUUUUUGCCGGGUCAGUAAAAUCCGGAAUUCGAAGUAUGAAAAGUGGACCAUUACGUCCAAUUUUUUUGCUUAAAUCAACUCAUGAUAUAAUUUCAAACACUACUUUAUGUAGAAUGCAUUUUUCCCAUAAACUACACCAUUUCCAAGAAAAUCGAUGAUAAAAGUCGCUGUACCGACGUGAGUCAUUAAAAAAAUUCCAAGAUGCCCGAAACGCAAACACCUUUUUUUUUCUGUGUAGCCAUGUACCAAAAAAGCCUCAUUUUGUGUCAGUCUUUUUACACAAUUUUCUUCUGAUCUCCAAAUCACUAUAAGGAAGCCUGAUUAAAUACAAAUUGUUUUUAUGUAAUGAAAUAUAUACGUCAUAACUUCCUAACUUUAUUAUAAGUCCUCUUUUUGAUAAUUUGCCCUUAUAAAUUCUGAAAGUUCAUAAAUUUUUUCAUUGACUAAGGCACUGCACUAUUAGUUAGAACACUGUAGAUGAUGGAGACACCAAAAAUGGUUAAAUACAUUGUAAUCGCAGUGCUACAUUUGAUCAUUUGACCGUGAACAUUCAAUAAAUCCCUCCUCAUUAGAUAACACUUUGCUUGAGCCUUCAAAGAGAGUUGAUCAUUUUCACGCUAUGUUGAACAAGAUGUGGGAUAUCAAGAAUAGACAAUCUUCAUUAUCAAUUCUGCUUAUAAAACUCUGCUGCUUUAGCCUUCGAUGCUUGAAGUAAAUUCCCGUUUCCCGAUUCUCUUCUGGCUACAAUCAUCAUACAAUUCUGUUGAUGGUUCAGGAAGUUUGAUAGCCGUCAAAUAAUAGAGAAUAGAAUCUUAUGGUUUUCGGUAUUCCAUAAAGACUCUGACUCACAGACCUAAGUCACAUUUAGAUCGUAUUUUACUGAAGAGAACCAACGCAAUUAAUUUUAGUGUCGUAAAAAUUGUGCCUCUUUGUCUGUACGUGAAGCGAUUCCCAGAACAGCAAAUACAUUUAAGUAUGCUGGUUUCUGUCUUUCAACCAAAUCCUGUUAAUUUUGAAGUAAAAGUAUCGUAUGUUUUACACUUGUAUACGUAUUUAGUAUUUCUUCAAAGCAACGAAGAAGUUGCACUAUUUGAAAACACUGUAAACUUGUUGGUCCCCUUCUGCAAAAUGCGAUCCAUUUGAUAUUGUAAAAAAUUAAUCUUGGGAUAGAAGCCCCUAUCUGGUCAUUUUCAUGCAGUUGAUACAUGUCUGCUCUCGAUCUCCUUUUGUGAAUAACAUAACUUGUCACAAAACACGAGCAAUUAAUUUCCAUCUCAAAAUAAAGACUCCUAUUACAUAAGUGCAUUGUUGAAGUAAACAGAAUCGGCCCAUUGCCAUACAGCUCAUGUCAGUCACCUCUUAAGCCGUAAUCAAUCAAGUCGUAAUUAAGCCCUUAGUUUUAACUCAACAAAUAUUUCCUGUAAUCGGUAGUUCAGCCCUCUUCAACUGUUCUGGAGGAGAGUAUUUUUACCUACUUCAAAGUAAUGAAGUAAGCAACACAACCUAAGUUUUGUAUAACUUGUUGUUUUAAUUUGAAUGGGUUAAUGGAUGAAUGAUUACAUUUGUGAUAUUUUCCAUUCUUAUUGUUUUAUUUUUUUUUCGCAACAUUCUUUUUUAUGAUUGCUUGUUUUUACAAUGCUGUAUGUCUUUAAUGUAUUUAUAGUUUUGUCUUAUACUUUUUGUAUCACAGAAUUAUCAGCCCUCCAGAGGUUUAUGAAAGUAAUCACUAGGUAUUAGGUACCAAGUAAUUAAUAAGUUUUUGCCAUCCACUUUAAAUGUCACUGUUGAAGUGAGACGUUCAGGAAAUUUUGCCAUGCACAUUGUAAAGCUUUUUGGGAAACAUAAAAAUGAUAGAAUCAGACAAAAUGGGGCUUGAAAGGAGGAAUCAAAUAUUUUAUUUUUAUGAAAAAACCUGAGUGGGGUAAAAUGAAUAGAUUUUUGGUUUUUCAUGCGGAAUGUUAUUCAACACUGACAAUAACAUUCGGCCAAGGUUUUUUAUCAUAAUGUGGAUCAUGAGUUAUAUAUGAGUGUUUAAAAUGAGUCAUCUUUGAAACUGGCAACAGUACCAGUGGAGUUUAGCAGCAUAUUUCUUUAAUUCACAAUUUAUGGUUCUCUAACUUGGAAUUGCUUUCAAAGGGUCCAUAAUCAGAGUUUCUGAGUGUUCGAACUGUUUUUUGCAUCGAAUAAUGCAGAUUUAACGCCUUUAAGAUACUGCACAGUUACCUCACUCUCUCUCUCUACCUCAAGUCCCAUUUUGCCUGACUUUAUUGUUAGUGAUGAGUCGCGAACUACUCCUGAUAUACGAGACAGAAAGCUCAGACCUUGCAGUUAAGGUAGAAUUUUGGUAUUACACUAGAGAAUAACUUUGAUAGGUAUAACGCCUGUCAUGUCAAGGUGCUGUACAAUAAUGUGUCAAAUGUGAUUUGAGUUAUGAGCCAAUUUCUUCCGUAAGAUACUAUGCAAAGUUACUCGAAUUGAACACGCUACAUUGCUCAUUGAUGAAACCAACUCAAUUUUACACUCAUAUCUGGCUCAAUGGAUCCUGCGGAAACUCUUCCCUUUUUUUGAAAUCACAUGGGUCAAUAGAAUUAUAAUUUUAACUAUUCACGUUUACUCCAAGAUCAUCAGUAUUUAUGAUACAGUGUUCUCUCAGUUUCAUUUUGAACUCAAUUAAAUUCGAAACUUUCCAGUGAUAUUAGGUACCAAAAAAAUCUUUAUAGUAUUUUAAGUUAAUCUGUGGGUAAAGUCUGUUUCUAGUCCCAUUUUUAGUUUUUGGCGCCAAAUGCAUUUAUUUCAAAUCAAUUUUGAAUAUUGAAGAUUAAGUACCUAUCUUUUUCUCUCAUUUCUUCCUGUGUUAUCCAUGACUGAUAAAAAUUAAAUACUAUUACUGACUGAGAUAAUAAUCAUUCGAAAACAAGGAAAAAAGCGACUCUGAUUUGAAUUCAGAAUGGAAUGCCCACUAUUUUGUAUUAAAGCGCAUAUUUUCGUAGUUAGCUUAUACUUAGCUUAUUUAGUUAAGUUUUCAUUUUGAAUUUGUAGUAUGAUUUACAGUACGAUUAAAUUUUGAUGUGUCUGCACAAACAUACGUACUUUCGGAGUGUAAAAUUAAGUUAACAGUCGCUCUGAUUUUUUUCACAUCAGGAUCUUUUAAUAAAAACUUUACAGUCCAGUAAUUUUGAUGGAACGAAGAAGAGAUGGAGCAAAGAACAUCAGCUAUCUUUUAUUUUGUUCUCAGCGGAUUGAAGUCAUAACAUACUUGGUGCAUAUCAUGUUCUAAAAAAAAAUUUAAUAAGGGAACUUGUGUUGUAGUACUCAAUUUUGUACCUUCUUUAGUGGUCCAUUGAAGGAUGGAUCCCCUUUCAUUCACAGUAUGAGGACAAAAUAAAAGAUAGCCUUUAAAUUUCUGGAGAUAAGUAAGAUUUCUCUUUCUCCUAUCAAUUCCUGAAGUGGAUUAGAAACCUUUCCAGGUAUAUUGCUAAUCAAAACAUGUUUUUGAACUUGCACGAAUAGUAUUCUAUAAAACUUAUUCAUCAACGCCUAUAAUAUAUUACAAUUUUCAUACUUGAUAUCGCGAAAUGCUAUCCUUUAAGUUAAAUGAUGAGCUCUCACGUCUAAAAUAAUGUGCAGGUGGACGAAGGAGAGGGUAGUCAAUGAUUGAUUGAUUAGAGCUACUUGUUUGGAAUUGCCUCGACUCUGAGGGAUGGAAUAUCAAUGUGAUGAUCCAUCCACUGACACCAUGGAGUUUCAUUGAAAUGAGUGGAAGGAUUGAGAAAUUCGAAAGGAAGUAAAUCAGCUCUUUCCUUUGUAAUAAGUUUUAUGAAAUUUGGAACUUUAAGGAAUGGAUAGUUUAUGUAUACAGACAUGCCUUUUGUAAAAGGUAUAGUAUGAAAAUUUUGCUAAUGCAUUGUUUUUUCUAUCCAAUCUGCAUAGAAAAAUUUCUUUUUCUUUAAAUAAAAAAAAGAACUCAAUUUA